Molecule: messenger RNA, 3964 nt
Organism: Thamnophis sirtalis
Lineage: Eukaryota; Metazoa; Chordata; Lepidosauria; Squamata; Natricidae
Source: RefSeq, a predicted model, not a curated record
GUGGCAUUAAAAGAUCAACAUCUAUGUCCUACGUGGAUGGAUAUGUAGGAACGUGGCCCAAAGAAAAAAGGUCUUCAGUCCAUGGGGUUUCAUUUGACAUUUCUUUUGAUAAAGAAGACAGCCUCCGUUUGGCACCUCCAAACAGAGGAAUUACGAGAUCAAUUAGUAAUGAAGGCCUUGUACAGAAUGCCAACCGUUUGCCCAGGCACGUCAAAAGGAAUAUAUCUUUCAAGCCUCUGGAUGAUGAAGAGGAUAGUGAAGAUUCCGAAAUAGAAAAGGAUGAAGAACUCUGCAGUGAUCUAGAAGCAGUCAGCAAUCAAAGAAAUGCCAACCAGGUUAACACGUAUACCCUACGAAAUGGAGGAUUGCAAAACAGGUUGGUUACUACUGAUGAAUUCGGCAAUCAAAUAGAGACACCGAGCAUUGAACAGGCGUUGCAGAUUAUCCAUGACAGUGUGGAAUCCGCCAACGUUACUCCACCGGCACAAUUCACAAAUGGGUUUUUCCUUCACAAUAAAGAGAUGAGCAUCCUAAACUCAAACAUAACCCCGAAUCAGAGUGGCCCUGAUAUUAUCGCAGAUACAAAAGAUGUCCUCAGUCCUGUGACUGAUAACACAGAAGUAGACACUGGGAUACAUGUCCCUUCAGACAUUCCAGAGACCCUGGAUGAAGAUUCUACUUUAAGGGAUUAUACAGUCAGCCUGGAUUCUGAUCUGGAAGAAUCCUCCCGUUUUCUGCAGGAAUCUGACAGCAGAGGCAUCAACCACAAGGAGCAAUUGAGUCCUUGUCCAAGCUCGAUAAGUACCAAAUCUCAAGCCGGCAGCAGUCCGUCUUCAAGUUCAGGAGUUAGGAUGACCAGCUUUGCAGAGCAGAAAUUUAAAAAGAUGAAUCCUACCGACAGCAGAAGCAGUGGAAGCAGUUCUCAGAAAACCACCCCCGAAGGUUCCGAGAUGAACAUCCCGCACGUCGUUUCUUGGGCUCAAAUCCCAGAGGAACCCCCUCUCCCUCAGGGAAGGGACACCACGCAGUUGCUGGCUUCCGAGAUGGUGCAACUGAAGAUGAAGCUGGAAGAGAAGAGGCGAGCAAUCGAAGCCCAGAAGAAGAAGGUUGAGGCAGCCUUCACCAAGCAGAGGCAAAAAAUGGGGAGGACAGCAUUCCUUAAUGUUGUGAAAAAGAAAAGUGACGGGAUUUCGCCCCUUCGGGAGGAAGCAGCUGGAGCAGAGGGUGAGAAAGUUUUCACUGACAACAGUGAAGCGAAAGAAAGAAAAAACCAAAAGCCGGGUGAAGAACUGAAGAAGACUUCUGAGGUCCUGAAAGUAAGCACUGAAACUCCCUCGGUGACGUGGCUAAAGCCACCAAACACCCCAGCUGAUGCCGAGAAGCAAUCUAAUUUGGUAAGCCCUUCGGAAGAGAAUUUAAACGAAGGCGACCUUUUAGAAUAUACAAAAUCCAUCGAGAAGCUCAACUCUUCUCUACAUUUCCUGCAACAGGAAAUGCAACGCCUGUCACUUCAGCAGGAGAUGCUACUGCAGAUGAGGGAACAGCAAGCUUGGGUUAUUUCACCUCCUCAACCUUCUCCUCAAAAACAAGUUCGGGAAUUGAAACCUCCAGCGAAGCUCAGCGGAUCGUCAUCUCCCGUUGUCCCGUUUUCCGUAGAAACACCUCGGCCUUCCCACCAAUCCCCACAGCUGUCUUCUAGGAAGAAUUCGUCUCUCCCGUGUAAAAUUCAAAGGAUCCCAAGGCCAAAUGAACUGAAAAUCACGCCUCUGAACCGCACGUUGACUGCCCCGCGCUCUGUGGACAGCCUUCCACGGUUGAGAAGGUUUUCUCCAAGCCAGGUUCAGACAAGAUCCUUUGUCUGUUUUGGGGACGAUGGUGAACGGAAGCCGACUGAGGUAAAAAACGCAACCGAAGAGGCUUCCGACAAGGAAGAGGCAGGUUUAAAGGAUGCCGAGAAGCAAGGGACCGGAGAGAAAGUUGAGCAGAAGACAGAAGAAGAACAGAUGAGACCUCUGGAAUCCAUGGUAUCUGAAGUAUUGUCACAGCCCGUUACAGAAAUUGUCUGCCUUACUCCGAACGAAGAGCCUCUGAAUCCGCCGGUGUUGCCCCCGCCUAAAACUGUGAGUCUCAUAGAAGUUUCUCUCACAGAUCUGAAGCCACCAGAAAAGUUAGAAGACUCGAUUGAAAAAUCAGACGGGGAGAGUGACAAAGAACAAGCAGAGGAUGACCAGAAAGUCUGCUGCGGAUUCUUCUUCAAGGAUGAUCAAAAACCAGAAAAUGACAUGGCCGUGAAACGGGCAGCGUUAUUGGAGAAGCGGUUGAGAAGAGAACGAGAAACGUUACUUCGAAAGCAGCAAUUGGAAGCAGAGAUGGAGCAUAAGAAAGAAGAAACAAAGAGGAAGUCUGAGGAAGAACGUCAGAAGAAGGAAGACGAAAGGGCACGGCGAGACUUUAUCAGACAGGAAUAUAUGCGGCGAAAGCAACUGAAGCUAAUGGAAGACAUGGACAUUGUCUUGAAACAUCGGUCUCAUUUUUCCAAACAGAAGAAGGCCCGUCCAAAAUCCAUUCAUAGGGAUCACAUUGAGUCACCUAAAACGCCAAUCAAAGGUCCUCCAGGAAAUGGAGAAAUCAGAUGCCAACAACUUCCUCAUUCUCUUCCGGGACUCCGGCUGCCAGUUCCGAUCUUUAUAUACAUACUGCCCCGAAACCGAAGAGAUCAGUAAACUGACUGGGAUUGGCCCCAGAUCAAUCACCAAGAGAAUGAUCGAGGCGCUGUAUAAGUAUAACUCUGACCGGAAGCAGUUCAGCCACAUACCGGCAAAAACGCUCUCCGCGAGCGUUGAUGCGAUUACUAUCCAUAGCCAUUUAUGGCAGAGCAAAAGACCGGUAACUCCCAAAAAGCUCUCCUCUUCAAAGACAUAGCUACCCUGUGGGAAGUUAUUUGGGACAAACUUGCACUUCAUAUUUGCUAUUAUUACUAUUACCGAUUUGGUAACCAGGCUCCUUUGAAGAACAAGCUCUCUGUUGUCGUUGCCAACUGGAAUGUAAACACAGUGUUGAAGUCUUGCAGAAAACUGACACUUGCAUCAUGAACAAUGGAUUCACACCUGGGGAUUUUAGUUGUUUGCUCAUCAUAUCUGGUGUUCCUUUCCUCAGUUCUGCAGUUCUCUGAAUGUUUGCACACUUAUGAGACUGACGUUUUACAUUUACUGCCUUAUACUGUUAAUGCUUGUUUUGGAAUUUGCUUCUGUUUUUUAUAACUUCACUGGACUAUUGUGUCUUACAUGCCACAUCAUUAUUAUUAUUAUUAUGGUUGGUCACACACCAUCAGCCAGAUAGACUGGAUUUGGCAUUUUUAUCCACCUAUCAAGUCCUUCCCAAGCAGCUGGGAAUAGGCAGAUAUUUUUUAUUUUAUUAAUAUCAUGCAGAUAACAAAAGGCACAAGCCUGACUCACAAUAAAAUUAAGCUUAGCUAAACUCCUUUUUAACUCUGAUUAUUGUUGUUAUUAUUUAAGCACAUCUUGUAAGACAUAGGCAGGAUUGCUGCUAGCAUGUCUUAAGCUCUAAUAGGGAAAUGUGGUGUCUACUAAUGUUGUGAAGACAUCGUCCUUAUAUUUAACAAUUCAUCACUGAUCCAGGGUAGCAUGAAAUGAAAACGUAUGCACUGGUAGACUUUUUUUCCCUAUCCUUGUUUUCUUCUUAAACAGGCAUCUAUUCUUGCCCAAGCUUCUGCUUAAAUUGCAUCCUGUAAUUUUGCACAGAUUCUCCCAGCUGUAAGGAAACAAAACUCCACAUAAAUAAAAACAAUACUAAUUGUAUACAGGCCAACAUAGAUACAUAAAUUGGAUCCAUAAGUCGGGAACGAUUGCUGACAUUUAAAAUCCAGGAUUAAAUGUGUUAUUUAUUUAUUAUUCAUUAGACUUAUAUACCGCUUCAUAGGGCUUUCAGCCCUCUCUAAGCGGUU